AUGGAGUCAUACGAUGUGAUCGCAAACCAGCCCGUGGUGAUUGAUAACGGCUCUGGAGUCAUUAAAGCUGGCUUUGCUGGUGAUCAGAUCCCAAAGUAUUGCUUUCCUAACUAUGUGGGGCGGGCCAAAGCAUAUUCGGGUUAUGGCUGGUGCCUUGGAAGGAGAUUUAUUUAUUGGACCAAAGGCAGAGGAACACAGAGGCUUACUAUCUAUCCGAUACCCCAUGGAACACGGCAUUGUAAAGGACUGGAAUGACAUGGAACGCAUCUGGCAGUAUGUCUAUUCAAAAGAUCAGCUGCAGACUUUUUCAGAAGAGCAUCCAGUAUUGCUAACAGAAGCUCCCUUAAAUCCCCGGAAAAAUCGCGAGCGAGCGGCAGAGGUUUUCUUUGAAACUUUUAAUGUUCCAGCUCUGUUCAUCUCCAUGCAAGCUGUGCUGAGUCUCUAUGCCACCGGGAGAACAACGGGGGUGGUUCUGGACUCUGGAGAUGGAGUAACACAUGCAGUGCCAAUUUAUGAGGGCUUUGCCAUGCCUCAUUCCAUCAUGAGGAUCGACAUUGCUGGCCGAGAUGUCUCCCGCUUCCUCCGGCUUUACUUGCGGAAAGAGGGCUACGACUUUCAUACCUCAGCUGAGUUUGAAAUAGUCAAAACUAUCAAAGAGGUUUGUACUGGCUUUUUCCAGAGUGUAGAAAGAUGUGACAGGUUGAGUAUGGGUUUGGAGCACAGUUAA
Messenger RNA from Staurois parvus, 727 nucleotides. The record is from the annotation of a GenBank genome assembly. NCBI's taxonomy places the organism in Eukaryota, Metazoa, Chordata, Amphibia, Anura, Ranidae.